This is a messenger RNA of Pseudozyma flocculosa PF-1, 948 nucleotides long. RefSeq lists its product as uncharacterized. Gene Ontology annotation, biological process: Arp2/3 complex-mediated actin nucleation; actin filament polymerization. Gene Ontology annotation, cellular component: Arp2/3 protein complex; actin cytoskeleton. NCBI's taxonomy places the organism in Eukaryota, Fungi, Basidiomycota, Ustilaginomycetes, Ustilaginales, Ustilaginaceae. Gene Ontology annotation, molecular function: structural constituent of cytoskeleton; actin filament binding. The coding region runs from base 1 to 948 and encodes 315 amino acids. The record is from RefSeq and is a predicted model, not a curated record. The transcript has 5 exons.
AUGAUCCUCCUAGGCACCGAAAACAUCAUCAUCCGCGAUGUCCUCACCGACAAGUUCAACCGGCCAUCUUCGGUCGACCAGACGUUUACCGAUUUCGACGGCGUCGCCUACCACCUCGAAUCGACAAAGGCCGGCCCGCUCACCCUGUCCAUGGACAUCAAGUGCUGGUCCGACCUGGUCAGCGCCGGCGCAAACGACGUCCUCGCCCGCCAGUACGGACAGUGGAUCCGCGCCACCGUCGAGCCAGAGUACAGCGUCACCCUCGAAUUCGACUACGCCGCCAUCCCACCGCCUGGCCCCGAGCGCGAUGCGCUGAUCCACUCGGUCUCGCUGCUCAAGCGCAACGCCAUGGCCGCACCCUUUGAGCGCGCCUUUACCCUGCAGCGCCAGCUCGAGGCGGCGGCAGAGGGGUCGGACCCCAACGCCGCCGCGCCGCCCGCCAACGCCACCGACAUCAUGUCGAUCAACUACCGCGAGGACGAGGCCAUCUACGUGCUGCCCAGCGUCGACCGCGUCACCGUCAUCUUCAGCACCGUCUUCAAGGACGAGACCGACAAGAUCCUCGGCAAAGUGUUUCUCCAGGAGUUUGUCGACGCCCGCCGCCAGCCCUCGAUCCAGAACGCGCCCCAGGUCCUCUACUCGAACCGCGAGCCGCCAUUGGAGAUCCGCAGCAUCGGCGGCCUCAGCCGCGGCGAGGAUGUCGGAUACGUCACGUUUGUCCUCUUCCCGCGCCACUUCCAGCAUCCCGAGGUGAUGGCCGCCACCAUCUCGCGCAUCCAGCUCUUCCGCGACUACCUCCAUUACCACAUCAAGUGCUCCAAGGCGUACCUGCACAGCCGGAUGCGCCACCGCGUCGCCGAGUUUCUCAAGGUGCUCAACCGCGCCAAGCCCGAGCUGGCCGAAAAGGAGCGCAAGACGGCCAGCGGACGGACGUUCCGCCGCGCCUGA